Molecule: messenger RNA, 1060 nt
Organism: Chenopodium quinoa (quinoa)
Lineage: Eukaryota; Viridiplantae; Streptophyta; Magnoliopsida; Caryophyllales; Amaranthaceae
Product: putative RING-H2 finger protein ATL21A
Exons: 2
Coding region: 62-976 (304 amino acids)
Molecular function (GO): polysaccharide binding
Source: RefSeq, a predicted model, not a curated record
UGAUUACUUCUGUACAUUAUAAUUAUUAUACAACAUAAACAUUCAAGCACAUUCAAAAAUCAUGGACAAACUAAUACGAAAUGUUAGGCUUAUGAUCUUUUUUCUUUUAUCAAUUUCUUUGGUAGCAUUAUCUACAACAACAAACACCAAACAAUCGUGCAUAAAAUCCAUUUGCGGGCGACACAAUGGAUACCUUUCCAUCCGAUUCCCGUUCCGCCUUGUAAACAUCCAGCCUGAAUCAUGUGGAUACCCCGGCUUCGAUUUAUUUUGUGAUGCAUCCAACACCACCCUUCUUCACAUCCCGAAUUCCGGGAGUUUCUCUGUUCAAGGGAUAGACUAUAGUAGACAACAAAUUAAGCUUAGUGAUCCUGAUGAUUGCUUAGCUAAAAGACUCCUUUCUGGCCUUGAUCUUUCCCAUUCUCCCUUUCGCUUCAAAGACUUUUAUGACUUUUCCUAUUAUAAUUGCUCCGAAAAACACGAAAACUACACCGAUGGUGAGGACGUUUGGCGUCAGGAAAAGAUCAGUUGCCUAAGUACGGUACCUGAUUAUGCUACUAUAGGUGUGCAACCUGAGUUCUUUUCCCACUUACUAGAGCCUUGGUGUGACACAAUUCGCAACAAUGUAACAAUUCCGGUUGAUUCGAUCACAGAGAUUUCGAGUUUGAGUGCACAGAUGUUGCUUGUCUGGGAUAAGCCUAAUUGUGGACUCUGCGAGGAGACUGUUAGGCGUUGUGAGUUCAAAAAUGAUGCAUCUACUUCUCUUGAAACUGUGUGCAUUGAUUAUGAUUUCGCAAUCGGAUCAGGACAGCUUUCAAAGGAAGUACGUUAUGCAAUUGGUUUUUCAGUAGGACUGGGAGUACCAGCAAUUCCAGUUAUUGCUCUGAUACUCUAUAGAAAGGUGACCCGAUCUCGUCGUAGAGCAGCGGGAGAUGACAACAAUGGAAGCAAUUCUGUUGACACCAAUAUGCAAGGAUAGCUAUAUACUUCAUAUAAUUUACUGUACUAUACUUUUUUAUGAGUUGUUAACCAUUUAAUAUGAUGAGGUAUGUUUGCAAGUUCA